UCAUCACCCAUAACAACAAAAAAAACCUUUUUUUGGUUGAUUUGACAACAUUAAUCAAUCAACAUCUACAAUUUGCUGCUUUAUAUUCGUUUUGUUUGUUGUUGGGUGUUUUAUUUAUAUUUAUAUAUAUAUAAUUUAAAAUUUGAAAAUAAUUCAAAUUCAAACAUUCGUGUGUUUGUCUGUGUCAUCAUAAGAAAGAAUUCAAGGGUUCAACAAAUGUCUUAAAUAGAUACAAAUAAUCUCAUUUGUAAAAACAAUAUGACUAAUUAAAUGGAAUGUUAUGUAUUCAUUUGGUUGCUAUAAUCAUCAAGAAUUAUAACAUCGACACCAACAAACAACAACAACAACAAGUAGCAUAUUUGACAACAAAUGACAACGACAACAACAAACAGAAAAAAAUGGAAAUUUCAAGUCCAACCAAUAUGAUGUCAUAGUAUAUUAUAAGUUGUGGCAAUCUUGAUGUAUCUGUGUGUAACCGUAAAUUAAUAUCUCAAUCUUGGAAUAUUCCGUCCAUUUCGCGCAAACGUACACAUUGACUUUGAAUUUGCUAUGAAUUUAUUCAUUUUUUUUCUACCUUCAAAUAUUUGAUAUUCUUAAUAAUGAUUUAUACAUAAAAAAAUAGAACUACUGUAAACAUUGUGGUAAAUUUUGGUCUAAAAAUUGGCGCAUAUUGUGGAAAUUACAAAUUGUGCAAGAUUUUUUUUUUCUAGUUUUGAUUUGCCAAAAUUUUUUAUCCUUAUCAUCAUCAUCAUCAUUAUCAUCAUUGUCGUUGUCGCAUGGUGUGUGUGUGUGUGUAAUCGUCAUUUUUUUUUACUAUUCGUAACAUAUUCCCUUCUCGUCGAAUGUAUCAACGUCAUAUAUCAACCACAUUUACCCAUACAUACAUACACAAACUCCAAAACAUAUAGAAAUGUAAAAAAAAACAAAAUCAUCGAAUCACCAGGACAAAUGAACAGUGAAAUCCUAUACUCAUCAUGUGUCUAAGUUCUUGUGUUUGUUUGUGUGUGUGUGUGUGUGUGAUUCCCUAACCAUCAUAAUCAUCAUUGAUUUUUAAUCAAAAAUUAUAUCACAUUUAUUAUUAUGAAUAUUAUGGCUGAAACGUUUCUAUAGCCCCCUUAGUUGUUGUAAAAUUUUUCAUCAUUUUUUCCUCUCAAUUUUAAUCAUCGAAUAUUUUGGCUUAAUUUUUGAUUUUUUUUUCGACCAACUCUUAUACUACUUCCCUAUUUCUCGAAGUGAACCUAAAAAAGGGUUAUCAUCAUUUUUUUUCAUCGAAUAAAUUAUUUGAAAUAAAUUCAAUUGUGUUCAAUAAUUAUUGAAUAUUUUGGAAAAAAAAUUAUAAAAUCAUCAAAGAAAAAAAAAACGGAUUAAAGUUUCGGUUUGUGCUAUAAAAUGGCUUUGACUUUGCCAUCAUCGAAUGGAGAAUUAUUAUUUUUUACAAAUGAUGUUAAUUCAUCUUCCGAUAAUGGCAAAGUAAAUUCACAUUUUAAUGGAGGAUUAACGAAAACCACAGCAACAUUGACGCCAACACGAUUAAAGAAUAUUGAAGAACAAUUUUUAGAACAUUCAUUAUUGCCAUCGAAACCAUUUUUACAUGAUCAUAUGGCUGGCUUUGUGCCACCAACUGUCAAUAUAAAAUUACAUUUACAAUCACAGCAUCAACAAAUUCAAUCGGACACAGCAAUAUCGGUUUUAAAUGAUCAGGAUAGCCAACCACCAUCACAACAGCAGCAACAAUCAUCGAAAUCGAUUGAUUAUUUUUCAUCAAAUUCCAAUUCAAACGAUAGUUUUAGUACUAAUUAUAUUAGUGACGGUUAUAGUAGUGAAACUAAUUCCUCUUGUCAAGCUAAUGUAAACAAUUUUACCUUUACGAAUUUUAUACAAAAUUCUAAUUCCAUGACAACCAAGAUGCCAAGCAAUCCUAAAUCAUCAUCAAAAUCUCGAUCUAAAUCAGCAUCGAAUAACAACGCCAUCUGUUUGACAACCCGUUCAACACGUUCUAGUCAGAAAAAAUCAACGAGUGGCGGUCGUAAACCCAAUUCAUCACAAAAUUUAUCUUCUGAUGAAAUUCUUAAAAGACAAAAACGACGUGAACGUAAUAAAUUGGCUGCUGCACGUUGUCGAAAGAAACGUGUUGAUCAAACAAAUUGUUUAAUUGAUCAAACAAAAGAAUUGCAAAAGAAACACGAAGCUCUAAUUAAAAGGGUUGAAAAUCGUCUAAAAGAAUUCCAUAAUUAUAAGGAUGUUCUAAUCUCUCAUGAAUCACAGUGUCAUAAUAUUGAAAUUCAAAUUGUACAAAAACUAUAUGCGCAAAUUGAUUUUGCUGCCAUCAAUUCUGCCAUGGAAACGAUUCCGGACGAUGAUUUAGAUACUGAUCUAAAUACUACUUGUCAUACAUCAUCUUCACAGGAUGAAUUUUCUCAACAAACAUUGCCUCCACCAAAAAGAAAACGUCCAAACUCUUUGCUAUUCCGUCCAAUGGCACAUCAACAACAACAUAAUAAUAAACAAGAAUCAGGCUUAGCUGAACAGCUACAGUCACUGAUUGGAAACAAUCAAAAUUCAACUGCUAAUGAAAAUAAUUCAUUGACAACACCUUCAAAUGGUUUUAAUUUUGCCGAUUUAGGCCUUGUAGAACCAACUGGUCUAACACCAUUAAAUCCUACAAUAACAACGGUCGAUUUGACUCCGUCCACAAUGUCCGCUUUUCUUAAAUCUUUGACCUCUCCAAUUGACGAGCAAAAAAAAUUGCUUUCCAUGUGAUAUCAUC
This is a messenger RNA of Dermatophagoides farinae (American house dust mite), 2767 nucleotides long. RefSeq lists its product as uncharacterized. NCBI's taxonomy places the organism in Eukaryota, Metazoa, Arthropoda, Arachnida, Sarcoptiformes, Pyroglyphidae. Gene Ontology annotation, biological process: regulation of transcription by RNA polymerase II. Gene Ontology annotation, molecular function: RNA polymerase II cis-regulatory region sequence-specific DNA binding; DNA-binding transcription factor activity, RNA polymerase II-specific. Gene Ontology annotation, cellular component: nucleus. The record is from RefSeq and is a predicted model, not a curated record.